AUGGCCCCCCUUUGCAUUGAAGUCGCCGACGCCCCUAGCACCGCUGCUUUCCGCGCGGACCAGGCCAUCGCGGGCCCCGCGGGGGAAAUACUGAAGAACACGCAAGGUGUCGUUAAGGUAUACUACGGUUUGCAGUUUGAGGAGGAGAAGCAUGUCUAUGUUUGCAACGUAUGGGAGCGGCUUGACGACCAUCGCCGGCUCCAGGCAGACGCUGUCGCCUACCCUCUUCUUGGCAAGGCUUGUGCGCAAUUCAUGGCCGGGGGGUCUAGGAUAGUGCAUAUCUACCCGACGAGCGAGCCAUACGGCGCCCUAGCGGCACCAGCCACGGAACUCGCGUACGUGACCGUCAAGCCGGGACAGUCGAAGGAGAAGGUCGACGAAUAUGGUGCUGCGCUCAUGGCACUGAUGAAUGGCCUCCCGGAGAGCUACGGCGUCCGCACCGCUGUAUGGGGACAGACGGAGGAGAAUCCUAAUACGAUUGCUUUUGUCAUCGGCUGGACGUCAGUGGAGGCUCACUUCAAUACUGUCAAGACUCACCCAGAGGCUAUCCGUCUGCUCACGGAACUCCGCGAGAUUGCUGAUAUCACCCUCAGUCACGCUGAAUUGAAGGCAUACUGA
This is a messenger RNA of Sparassis crispa, 618 nucleotides long. RefSeq lists its product as hypothetical. Bases 1 to 618 code for a protein of 205 amino acids. NCBI's taxonomy places the organism in Eukaryota, Fungi, Basidiomycota, Agaricomycetes, Polyporales, Sparassidaceae. The transcript is spliced from 4 exons. The record is from RefSeq and is a predicted model, not a curated record.